AGAACCCCAGCGGGUGGGCGUGAGCGCACAAUAUGCCAUGACCUCACUGCACCCAGGGUUCUGGGCUGGACAUGAGAGAUGUAGCAGGGAAAGGGAGCGACAGCUGCCUUCAGGGGCCCCCGACCCUCAGCUCGCCCAGGAGCACAGCCUCUCCCCGCUGGUCCCCAGGAGCCAUGGACGUGGAGGGCGCUGCGGCAGCCCCGCGCUUCCCCCAGCCUCACAUGGAGAGGAAAAUGAGCGCCAUGACCUGUGAGAUCUUCAACGAGCUCCGGCUGGAGGGCAAGCUCUGCGACGUGGUCAUCAAGGCCCACGGCUUCGAGUUCAACGCCCACAAGAACGUCCUCUGCAGCUGCAGCUCCUACUUUAGAGCUCUGUUCACGAGCGGCUGGAACAGCACGGAGAAGAAGGUGUACAACAUCCCCGGCGUCUCCCCCGACAUGAUGAAGCUGAUCAUAGAGUACGCCUACACGCGCACCGUGCCCAUCACCCCCGACAACGUGGAGAAGCUGCUGGCGGCCGCCGACCAGCUCAACAUCAUGGGCAUCGUGCGGGGCUGCUGCGAGUUCCUCAGGGCUGAGCUGUGCCUGGACAACUGCAUCGGCAUCUGCAAGUUCACCGACUACUACUACUGCCCCGAGCUGCGGCAGAAGGCCUACAUGUUCAUCCUGCACAACUUCGAGGACAUGGUGAAGGUCUCCGCUGAGUUUCUGGAGCUGUCCGUCACCGAGCUCAAGGACAUCAUAGAAAAGGACGAGCUCAAUGUCAAGCAGGAGGACGCUGUGUUCGAGGCCAUUUUAAAGUGGAUUUCCCACGACCCCCCGAACCGGAAGCAGUACAUCUCGGUUUUACUUCCCAAGGUGCGCCUGGCGCUCAUGCACGCCGAGUACUUCAUGAACAACGUGAAGAUGAACGACUACGUCAGAGACAGCGAGGAGUGCAAGCCGGUGAUCAUCAACGCGCUCAAGGCCAUGUACGACCUCAACAUGAACGGGCCGUCCAACUCGGACUUCACCAACCCGCUCACGCGGCCGCGCCUGCCCUACGCCAUCCUCUUCGCCAUCGGCGGCUGGAGUGGCGGCAGCCCGACCAACGCCAUCGAGGCGUACGAUGCGCGCGCCGACCGCUGGGUGAACGUGACCUGCGAGGAGGAGAGCCCGCGCGCCUACCACGGCGCCGCCUACCUCAAGGGCUACGUCUACAUCAUCGGCGGCUUCGACAGCGUCGACUACUUCAACAGCGUCAAGCGCUUCGACCCGGUGCGCAAGACCUGGCACCAGGUGGCGCCCAUGCACUCGCGGCGCUGCUACGUGAGCGUCACGGUGCUCAGCGACUUCAUCUACGCCAUGGGCGGCUUCGACGGCUACGUGCGCCUCAACACGGCCGAGCGCUACGAGCCCGAGACCAACCAGUGGACGCUCAUCGCGCCCAUGCACGAGCAGCGCAGCGACGCGAGCGCCACCACGCUCUACGGCAAGGUGGGCGGCUUCGACGGCGCCAACCGGCUGCGCAGCGCGGAGGCCUACAGCCCGGUGGCCAACACGUGGCACACGAUCCCCACCAUGUUCAACCCGCGCAGCAACUUCGGCAUCGAGGUGGUGGACGACCUGCUCUUCGUGGUGGGCGGCUUCAACGGCUUCACCACCACGUUCAACGUGGAGUGCUACGACGAGCGCACCGAUGAGUGGUACGACGCGCACGACAUGAGCAUCUACCGCAGCGCGCUGAGCUGCUGCGUGGUGCCGGGGCUGGCCAACAGGCGUCCACCAGCGGGAGACCCCACCCCGGCCCCAGGCAGGUCACGGGAGCGAGGUCGGGCACCUAGAGGACCUAGCAGAGGGCAGAGGUGCUCCGGCCUCACCGGACCGGGGCCUGGGCGCACCGCAGAGAUCUGCUCUGCUGCGUGGCUGGCGCUGCAGGAGAGCACUGAGGAGAGCCGUUUUGUUCCCAGGGACCAGAACACAAGUGACACGCGGCAGGCAAAGGGCAGCAGCCAAAUGGACUUUCUCGAGGAAGUGACCAGCUGGAGCGAGGAGCUGGCAGGGGGCCGGAGUGGGCUGCCAGAUGGCCAGUGCUCGUGUCCACCCAGGGCGGAGACGGGGAGGGGCUGGGACAGCCUCUGCCCUUCAGCCGAAGGGGAUUAA
This is a messenger RNA of Fukomys damarensis (Damara mole-rat), 2141 nucleotides long. It is a transcript of the gene Klhl10, whose product is annotated as kelch like family member 10. Gene Ontology annotation, molecular function: protein binding. NCBI's taxonomy places the organism in Eukaryota, Metazoa, Chordata, Mammalia, Rodentia, Bathyergidae. The transcript is spliced from 5 exons. The record is from RefSeq and is a predicted model, not a curated record. The coding region runs from base 72 to 2141 and encodes 689 amino acids.